Molecule: messenger RNA, 1036 nt
Organism: Helianthus annuus (common sunflower)
Lineage: Eukaryota; Viridiplantae; Streptophyta; Magnoliopsida; Asterales; Asteraceae
Product: NEP1-interacting protein 1
Exons: 5
Coding region: 177-896 (239 amino acids)
Source: RefSeq, a predicted model, not a curated record
CAGGUUACUAAAUGUCCCUUUGACCCCACAAGCCAACAAGAGAUUUAGAAACCCAUAAUUCAUAAAUGCUUCUUGCUCAUCUACCUUUGAUUUCAUCUUUUCAUAUAUUUUGCUCUUUCACUAAAUGCAAUUCAAACAAAAAUCAGAAAAAAAAGUUAAAAAAAUAAUAAACAAAAAUGGAGGUAUACACUUAUGCAUCCCAUUUUGCACCAUCAUUUUCACAUAUUUCAUGUUUUUCAGUCAGAAAUGUUUUGUUUAAAGUGAAAGAUUUCAUUAGUUCUGCUGUUUCCAUGGUUCUUGGGAAUGUUUUCUCUGCAAUUCUCACCUUCUUCUUUGCAUUAGUAGGGACUUUACUAGGAGCAAUGACAGGGGCUUUAAUAGGGCAAGAGACAGAAAGUGGUUUUGUUAGAGGGGCUGCAAUUGGAGCCAUUUCGGGUGCGGUUUUUUCGAUAGAAGUCUUUGAAUCUUCCCUUAUUUUGUGGAAAUCUGAAGAAUCCAGGAUCUGUUGUUUUCUUUAUUUGAUUGAUGUCAUUGUAAGCUUGUUAAACGGAAGGCUUGUACGCGAACGGAUUGGUCCAGCUAUGUUGAGUGCGGUUCAGAGUCAGAUGGGAGCUAUUGAAACAAGCUUUGAUGAGGUGCAUAACAUAUUUGACAUUGGUGGAUCUAAAGGCUUGACUGAGUAUUCUGUGGAAAAAAUACCUAAAAUCGCCAUUACUUGCGAUAAUGAUGUUGAUGAAUCUGGAGAACGCGUUUCUUGUUCCGUGUGCCUUCAGGAUUUUCAAGUAGGAGAAAUAGUGAGGAGUUUGCCACACUGUCAUCACAUUUUUCACCUACCUUGCAUUGAUGAAUGGCUGGUGAGACAUGGGUCUUGUCCAUUAUGUAGGAGGGAUCUUUAAUUUUUUUUUUCUUAUUGUAUAUUCCCACUUGAGAUUUUCAUUUCAUCUCAAUUUGACUUGUAACGUUUCUUGUAUGCGUUCGUCUUAUUGCAUCAAACAAAUAAAUCAUUAAAAGUUUAAUGGUUUUACUCGCUUUUCUA